This is a messenger RNA of Trichosurus vulpecula (common brushtail), 1243 nucleotides long. RefSeq names its product translocase of inner mitochondrial membrane 22 (gene TIMM22). Gene Ontology annotation, molecular function: transmembrane protein transporter activity. Bases 49 to 633 code for a protein of 194 amino acids. Gene Ontology annotation, cellular component: TIM22 mitochondrial import inner membrane insertion complex. The transcript has 4 exons. Gene Ontology annotation, biological process: protein insertion into mitochondrial inner membrane. NCBI's taxonomy places the organism in Eukaryota, Metazoa, Chordata, Mammalia, Diprotodontia, Phalangeridae. The record is from RefSeq and is a predicted model, not a curated record.
GCCGGAAGUGCAGCCGGCAGAGCGUGCCUGGCCGGGGCAGCGGUGACCAUGGCUGCGGCGAGCCCGGCUCCCAGCCCCCCGGGCUCGGCUCCCGAGCCGGCCGCCGAAGCUCCGCUGCAGUACAGCCUGCUCCUGCAGCACCUGGUGGGGGACAAGCGGCAGCCGCGGCUCCUGGAGCCCGGCGUCCUGGGCGGGAUCCCGAGCCCAGCCAAGAGCGAGGAGCAGAAGAUGAUGGAGAAGGCCAUGGAGAGCUGCGCCUUCAAGGCCGCCCUGGCCUGCGUUGGGGGAUUUGUCUUGGGAGGAGCGUUUGGAGUGUUCACUGCUGGCAUUGAUACAAAUGUGGGCUUUGACCCAAAGAAUCCCGAUCGCACACCAACUGCAAGAGAAGUUCUUAAAGACAUGGGACAGAGAGGAAUGUCCUAUGCCAAAAAUUUUGCCAUCGUGGGUGCCAUAUUUUCCUGUACUGAGUGUCUGGUAGAAUCCUAUCGAGGAAAAUCCGACUGGAAGAACAGCGUCCUCAGCGGCUGCAUCACUGGAGGAGCCAUUGGCUUUAGAGCUGGUUUAAAGGCUGGGGCCAUCGGCUGUGGAGGUUUUGCUGCUUUCUCUGCUGCAAUCGAUUAUUACUUACGAUGAGAGAAGCUUCUCCUGGGUGAGGAGCCCAGCACCCCUUAUCAGGAGCCACACAGUGGAGGAGGCCCAUUGUUUAAGCACUUUGCCUGGGCCAUGAGUGUUAAAGAUUCACUAGGUUUGUUUCCCCUCUCCUUGAGUGGUGGGUGACACAAGGCAGGCUCUGUUGGCUGCCCCUGCCGCUGCCUCCAGUUUCCUGAGCAGAUACGCUCAGCUCUUUCCAGGUGCUGGCAGACUUCCUUUCAUGGUGAUCUUCAGUCCUUCGUGGACUCCACCCAGAGCUUUCUAGUAAGAAAUGCCACAGAAUAGCCCCUUCGGACAGAUCAGGGACAGUUUGUUGACUUCAAGGAGUUAUGAAUCCUGACUGCAACUGUCCAGCCUGCCUUUGUUACUGCUAAAACAGACAUUCUUCACUAUCCUAUGUUGGGAUUUAUUGCAAGCAACAUAUCAGAAGGUUCCCUUAUUUGAGGGAAGGGAGAAGGUCUGGGGGGCAAAGUAAAAGUUACUCGUUCCUCCUAGCCCCUCCUGUGGCUAGAAAGUGGUUCCAUCUAUUGGCUACCACCAGGUCAUCCUUGCUAUGGAAAUUGUAUAUUUAAAUACAGUUUGAAAAGACAAA